GUACUAUAUAACCAUGGUCAUUGCAGCCCUAGAGAUUCAAGCCUGGGAAUUCAAGGUCUUUUAAGUACCAUAGUUGCUGAAGAAACAUCACCAUGCCUCUAAAGGACCAAACUUCUCCAAAUCCUGAGCAGAUGUCCAACCCCGAGGGAAGCAACCCACCUUCUUCCCUUGACAUUGUGGAGUUGACGUCCUCCCUCCAGGCCACUGAACCCCGCAGGGCCAUCUCGUUGCACAAAAGAUCUGCAAGUGACUCCCUAGUCAUACUGAAGAAGCCUUAUCUGGUUGGACAAAGCUCUUCGUCUCUCGUAACAGAGACUCAAAAAUGGGGUCGGAGCUUUGAACCUACCAUGGACCCCAAGAAGAUGAAACGAUUGCUUGCGAACAGAGUUGCAGCUCAGAAUUCGCGGCUGAGGAAGAUGGAAUACAUUGAAAAACUCAAGAAAGACAUAGAGACCGCGGAGGCCCAAAUAGCGGCGUUAGCUCCAGAGGUUUCUUACUAUAAACAUCGACGUGCGGUGUUGCAACAAGAAAACGAUGAAAUGAAACAGAAGAUUGAAUUUCUUGAGAAAGAAGAGGCAAGGAAAGAAGACAAGAAAUUAACAAUUGACCACCUGGUUGCAGCUGAACACCAAGCAUUGAAGGAAGAGAGAGAUAUGCUUGCCCUCACCUAUUUCCUGCAGCAAGAAGACCUUUAGAAGAAUACAGCUAUAUAGUCGGAUGGCAAGAUCCAAUUCUCAAAACCAAAAUCUCGGGUCCUAGACCUGUUAAUUUAAUAUUCGCAAAGUUGCUAGUUUCCUUUCUGUUUUCAAAGUGUGGUUCUAUCCAGGUCCCUGGAUCAUAAACUUUUAAAGUAAUUUUCAAAUAAA
Messenger RNA from Theobroma umbraticum, 866 nucleotides. Its product is annotated as basic leucine zipper 19-like. The record is from RefSeq and is a predicted model, not a curated record. Gene Ontology annotation, cellular component: nucleus. Lineage: Eukaryota; Viridiplantae; Streptophyta; Magnoliopsida; Malvales; Malvaceae. Gene Ontology annotation, molecular function: DNA-binding transcription factor activity; DNA binding. Gene Ontology annotation, biological process: positive regulation of DNA-templated transcription.